Penicillium hordei is the source of this 198-nucleotide messenger RNA. RefSeq lists its product as uncharacterized. Lineage: Eukaryota; Fungi; Ascomycota; Eurotiomycetes; Eurotiales; Aspergillaceae. The transcript is spliced from 2 exons. The coding region runs from base 1 to 198 and encodes 65 amino acids. The record is from RefSeq and is a predicted model, not a curated record.
AUGUGGCUUGAUGAGCGAGAGGGGCACAGUGACCUCAUUGGCGUCUGUCGAUCGGUUAAGAACACAAUUCUCGCCUUAAUCUUUCUCGGCCCAAAGAUAACCUUGGAAUAUCCCACAUCACUAGCGCUCCCCCACCAUCGGCAUAUUGGUCUUAACACCGCCACCGAUUCUAACAUCCCCCCCAAAUUAUUCAUUUAA